This is a messenger RNA of Cuscuta campestris, 2665 nucleotides long. The record is from the annotation of a GenBank genome assembly. Lineage: Eukaryota; Viridiplantae; Streptophyta; Magnoliopsida; Solanales; Convolvulaceae.
GAGAAGAAGAGAGAGAGAGAGAGAAAGAAGACUCUCCGGCGAAACGUUAACGGUAAACCAGAGAUUUUCCGGCGAAAAGCUUUUGUUUUCGAAUUCAAAUUGGAAAUGCUCGGAACGACGCCGUGCUGAAUCCGCCUGGAACUCCCAAGUUGCCACCGCGAGAUGGCUGUAACGCCGCCGUAUCUCGCGGAUUCGCUAUCCUUCACGUUUUUAUUCCGUUGUCGAUCCGUAAUCUCCCCAGACCCUUCAUGAGAUUCCAUCGAGUUAUCGGCAGAACAAUUUGUUCUUGAUAUUUAUAAGGGGAUCGAUUUGGGAAAUCGAGUUUGCGAGGAUGGUGUCUGGAGGGAAGGGGGGGUUGGAGAAGCUGAGGAGAUGCGUGAAGAUAUUGUAUUUCAUGGUGGCGAUGGUGGCGUCUCUGCUAGUGUUGUCAGCGCCGGUGCUGGUGGCGGUAGGGGAUAUCAUGGUGCAGUGCGUAUUGAUUUCGAGCUUCACCUGCAUCAGUUGUUACAGUUUCCAAGAGCAUUUGCAUAGAUACACAUUCAAGAGUUCAUUAACUGACAUUCCUCUUGUCUCCAUAAUCAGAUCUCUCGUCAUCACCUGUGUGUAUUCCAUGUGCAAUGGUGCGGCUCUCUCACAAGGACCGUAUCUUGGAACUGUGACCCUUUGUUCAGUCAUAUCAGUUCUCCUUCUUUCCGUUAAAGCUUGUGUUUUCUCUGUCAAUUCGUACCUUGAAGCUGAGGCUUCUACCUCCAUCUCUAGGCAAAAGCUUCAUUUGAAAAAGUCAUGGGGGAUGCCAGUCUUGUUUCUCUCAUCUGUUGUGUUUGCUCUUGGACAUACCGUUAUUGCGUACAGAACAAGUUGUAGAGCUAGAAGGAAACUCUUGUUCCACCGCAUGGACCCCGAUGCUGUCCUAGCCAAAGUUGUUUUCUCAGGAUACCAGAAGGUUCCACGUUCUCCAACCCCUUCAACUGGGAAGGCACCAAGAAGUGACAACGAAACACGGGCAAGGUCUGCAGGAUUGGUUCAUGUUGAUGGUCAACUCCCUGUCAGAUUGCUGGCUGAUUCCGACAGCUUGUUUAUCUCUUGUCUUGGGCUUACCAUUCAUUACAAGCUAUGUUUGCCUGGGUCACCUCCACGUUCAUUAUCCUCCAUAACCUUUCUUGACAGGCCAGCAGUGACUGCUUUAUCAAGAAAUGAACAGAAACUUCGAAGGAGCUUCAGUAACCAGUUUCAUUCUUCAUCUCUCUCUACUCCUUUACUAGAGACUUCUCCCAAGUCUCCUGCUAUGUCUGAAGAUAUACCUAUUUUAAGCCUAUGUGAAGGCGGCGCCGAGGAUCAGUUCAAUAAGUUGCCAUAUCCACUUAACACGAGAGAUUUGGAAGCUAAUGGUCAGCUUGGGAUUGUUUUAGUUCAUGGGUUUGGAGGGGGAGCCUUUUCAUGGAGAAAUGUGAUGGCCGUGCUAGCUCGACAUGUGGGUUGUACUGUGGUGGCUUUUGAUAGGCCUGGUUGGGGAUUGACAUCAAGGCCCCGUCGUAAGGAUUGGGAGGAAAAUCAAUUGCCUAAUCCAUACAAGAUCGAUUCACAGGUUGAUCUGCUUCUUUCUUUCUGCUUAGAGAUGGGCUUCUCCUCUGUCAUACUGGUAGGCCAUGAUGAUGGAGGGUUGCUUGCUUUAAAGGCUGCACAAAGAGCCCUGUCAUCUACUGGUUCAAUCGAUGUGGAGAUCAAGGGGGUUGUAUUACUGAGUGUUAGUUUGACAAGAGAACUGGUCCCUGCCUUUGCAAGAAUUUUGUUGCGCACCUCACUUGGGAAAAAGCAUUUAGUUCGUCCUCUUUUGCGAACUGAAAUAACUCAAGUGGUUAAUAGGCGUGCAUGGUAUGAUGCUACAAAGCUAACCACGGAAGUCCUAAGUCUUUACAAGGCCCCGUUAUUUGUAGAAGGUUGGGAUGAAGCACUGCACGAGAUAGGGAAAUUGUCAUUUGAAACUGUGCUUGCCCCUGACAACGCAGCUUCAGUCCUACAAUCGGUUGUAAACAUACCGGUACUUGUAGUUGCAGGAGCAGAAGAUUCCCUUGUACCAUUAAAAUCUGUUCAAGUUAUGGCCUCAAAUCUUGUAAAUUCUAGGCUGGUGGCAAUUUCUGGUUGCGGACAUCUGCCUCACGAGGAAUGUCCCAAGGCUUUGCUUGCAGCCAUGUCGCCGUUCAUAAAUAGAAUUCUAGGGGUACCCGAAGCUUAACCUUCUUCAUGCAACUCCUCAUAAGCUUCCAGACAUGUCUCUAUUUCGUGUGGAAAAGCCAACAACCAAAAAAAAAAAGAAACUUUUUUUUCUGACCAGUCUACCCUCCAAUCUCCAUUGUUUUGUUGUUCUACUUAUAAUAUUCUAAUCUCCAGUGCAGCACAUCAAAAGGUAGAGUCCCAAGAUUCCUCUCUCCUUUUGGGCAUUUUUGAUGAUUAUUCUUAGGUUCUUCUGAUGGGUUUCUCUGUUUCUUCAGUACUCUCUCUGGUGUAGUAUUUAAGGAGGGAAGGGUCUGUUUGGUUACUUCCUCCCCUAUUUGAACCUGUUUUUUUUUUCUUUUUUUCAAUUUGUCCAUAUGUGAUGUGGAAUUUCUCUUUGUACAGAUGUAGAGAUCAUUGUUUAUGCAGAUUUUGUUCCCAACUCGAGUGCCUU